Messenger RNA from Paecilomyces variotii, 1362 nucleotides. RefSeq lists its product as hypothetical. The coding region runs from base 111 to 1157 and encodes 348 amino acids. The record is from RefSeq and is a predicted model, not a curated record. NCBI's taxonomy places the organism in Eukaryota, Fungi, Ascomycota, Eurotiomycetes, Eurotiales, Thermoascaceae. The transcript has 2 exons. Gene Ontology annotation, molecular function: iron ion binding; C-4 methylsterol oxidase activity. Gene Ontology annotation, biological process: ergosterol biosynthetic process.
AUUGGAAUCCCAUCUCCCCAACAGAUUUUCAGGAUAUACUAUAAAUAUCUGGUAUCUAUUUCAACGCCCUACUCACCCCUAGGUUCAGUCUGACAAGCCAAACAGGCACCAUGACUACCACACAAAAUCCCAAAGACUCGAUGAAAUCUACGUGGACAACCUGGCCACGAGAACAAUGGAAUUAUCAUCACAAAAUUUUGGAUUUCCUCGAUAUAUAUCCAGUUGAUCCGAAAACGGAAGUACCAGUUCACUCUAAAGGAGAGAAGAUUCCAUAUUUCAACGAAUGGUCGGUCCAUCUUUGGAUACUUUUUCACGCUGCGAUUCCUCUUGUCCUUCACCAACUAUGCACUUCUUACACGGGCCACAUCUUUAGCCCCAUCGCUGCUUUUAAUCUCUAUUUUAUGGCAUUUAAUAUCAUCGUUGUUCACGAAGCACGCAUCCUUCGUCGACUUGGGCAUGCAUAUGGAUUCUUGGACGGUGAUAAACAUGAACGCGAUGGCAUUCCAGAUGUUGGUGUGGCGAAAGUCGCAAAGUCUCUUUACAAGACUACUGGCUCCAGGCUUAUUGCUGCGGUCUAUUUGACCUACAAGCCUGGCGAGUUACCUAUUGAUAUGAAUUGGAAGUGGCUCUUCUUAGAGAUCGGUCUGUAUGGGGUUGUCCUUGACUUUUGGUUUUAUUGGUAUCACCGUCUCAUGCAUGAUGUUGGCGGCCUCUGGAAGUACCACCGCACUCACCAUUUGACCAAACACCCGAAUUCGCUAUUGGCAGCCUACGCAGACCACGAGCAAGAGUUCUUCGAUAUGGUUGGCGUUCCUCUCAUGACAUAUUUCACGCUGAAACUCAUGGGCUUGCCAAUGGGCUUUUAUGAAUGGUGGGUAUGUCAUCAAUAUAUUGCCUUUACCGAGGUCCUAGGACACAGCGGCAUUCGCGUAUACGCCCCUGCGGCAUCGACAUUCACAUGGUUAUUGCAGUAUUUUGACGCGGAGAUUAUCGUCGAAGACCAUGACCUCCACCAUCGCAAGGGUUGGCGGAAGAGUCAUAACUAUGGCAAACAGACUCGUGUCUGGGAUCGACUAUUUAGCACCUGCCAUGACCGUAUUGAAUCGGCUCGAGACAAUAUCGACUAUGAGAAGCCUGUUUCGAUCCCUCUUCUUUGAAUGAUGGUAUUGCUGGCUCUUUUGAUGAUCACGGACAUGGUUCAUGAAUAAAUAGUCUCUGGAAUCCUGGAUAACCAGUCUGGCUUUCCGAGAAGUAUAUAUAGCUAGGAAUUUAGAUAAUGUAUUCCUCAAUAACUAAUAUCCUUGCAGAUUUAGACAAACAAGGACCAAGUUCCUCUACAUUAACUUUCACUUACUGUUACAG